Molecule: messenger RNA, 1246 nt
Organism: Haliotis rubra (blacklip abalone)
Lineage: Eukaryota; Metazoa; Mollusca; Gastropoda; Lepetellida; Haliotidae
Product: ubiquitin-like-conjugating enzyme ATG10
Exons: 6
Coding region: 44-685 (213 amino acids)
Biological process (GO): protein lipidation; macroautophagy; protein modification by small protein conjugation
Cellular component (GO): intracellular anatomical structure
Molecular function (GO): Atg12 transferase activity
Source: RefSeq, a predicted model, not a curated record
GCUACCGUACACCUCCUACGUGGGCGGCUCAAGCAGAACAGAAAUGGCGGCAGGUUCGAUUUCUGGGACUGAAUUCGCUAAUCAAGCAAAUAUAUUUUUUACACUGUCGGUCAAAUAUAACGAUACUUGGGAUUUGAAGUCAUCGCCUCAUAACAGAAAUGAAGUUUAUCUUACUAAGCGAUGCAACAUUGAAGUCGCAGAAAAUAAGCAGGUAUCUACCAAUCAGAAGCAGUCUAGUAGUCAGACAGCCAAUCAGAGUAUUGCAGAAGAGGAGGAUGUUGAUGUAGAGGAGAGUGAUGCAGCAUGUCUGACAACAACACCUCCACCAUCAUCUUCAGUGUGCCAGUUUGAGUACCACAUCGUCUACAGUGCCAGCUAUGGGGUGCCAGUUCUGUACUUCAAUGCAUACACACAAGAUGGGAGACUUCUGUCACUCGACAGUGUGUGGAACAGUGUACCCCAACAUUACCAAGACAGAUUUCAACAUGAACGAUGGACCACUCUCACACAGCAGGAACACCCAAUCCUAGGCCGGCCAUUCUUUCAACUCCACCCUUGUCAUACUGCAGACCUCAUGAGUAAACUGAUUCCAGAGAGCUGUUCAGGAAAUUACCUCCUUAGCUGGUUAAGUGCUGUUGGGCCUGUAGUAGGACUGAAGGUUCCCUUGUCUUACGUCACAAGUUGAGAACUACAAAGUAAAACUUCAGAACACUUCAAGGAAGGCAGCUUGCUUUUCCUACAUCACAAAUUGAACACCACCCGGAAUAGAUCUAACUUGUCUUACAUCACCAUGAGGGAAGCCAGCUGGCGUGUCCAGCAUCAUAUGCCAAACACUGUAAGAGAAGGCUGAUAUCUUUACCUGCAUCACAAGCUGAACACCAUGAGAGAAGAAGGCAGGCUUGUCCUACGUCAAAUGCCAAACACCGUAAGAGAAGGCUGAUAUCUUUACCUGCAUCACAAGCUGAACACCAUGAGUGAAGAAGACGGAUGUGUCCUUCGUCAUAUGCCAAACUCCAUAAGAGAAGGCUGAUAUCUUUACCUGCAUCACAAGCUGAACACCAUGAGAGAAGAAGACGGAUGUGUCCUUCGUCAUAUGCCAAACUCUAUAAGAGAAGGCUGAUAUCUUUACCUGCAUCACAAGUUGAACACCAUGAGAGAAGAAGACGAAUGUGUCCUUCGUCUUACGUCAUAUGCCAAACACCAUAAAGAAGGCUGAUAUCUUUACCUGCAUCUCAAGUUGAACACC